CCCCCCCCCACCUCCCUUCAUCCUCUCGCGCGCGGCAAGAUGGCGGCGCUGAGCAAGUCCAUCCCCCACAGCUGCUACGAGAUCGGGCACACCUGGCACCCGCGCUGCUCCGUCGCCGUCCUGCAUGUCACGCAGAGUGCGCUGGCCGAAUCCCUCCGCAUCUACGGCACUCUGUACCUGAUUGCAGCUAUUCUCAGGAAACGAAAACUUGACUAUUAUUUGCACAAACUGCUACCUGAGAUCUUGCAAUCAACUUCCUUUCUGACAGCAAAUGGGACCUUGUAUAUUGCUUGCUUUUGCAUUCUAAGGAAACUGCUUGGAAAAUUCUACUUUUGGUCUCCUGGCUUUGGUGCUGCUUUACCAGCUUCUUAUAUGGCUAUUCUCAUCGAAAGGAAAAGCAGGAGAGGUCUCCUCACAAUUUACAUGGCAAAUCAAGCCACUGAAACGUUGUUCCGAAUGGCAGUAGCAAGAGGAGCAAUCACACCAUUAAGACAUGGAGAAGUCCUUUUGUUCUGCAUCACAUCUGCUCUGUUCAUGUUCUUUUUCAGGUGCAAAGAUGGCUUGAAGGGAUUUACAUACUCUGCACUGAAAUUCAUUGUAGGGAAAGAAGAAAUCCCCACUCAUUCAUUUUCACCUGAAGCAGCAUUUUCAAAAACAGAGAGAAAAAUGAAGCCCUGUGAAAAAAUAUCACAGCGAAUGAACUUGUUGGCUCUAACAAAAAAGCUGAUGGACAAAGUGUGCAAACAUGGCCCAAGGCAUAGAUGCUGUAAACACUAUGAAGAUAAUUGCAUCUCAUAUUGUAUUAAAGGUUUCAUUAGGAUGUUUAGCAUUGGUUACCUGAUCCAGUGCUGCCUUCGGAUCCCAUCUACCUUCCGGCAUCUGUUUACAAAGCCAUCCCGGCUACUUUCACUCUUCUACAACAAGGAAAAUUUCCAGCUUGGAGCUUUUCUGGGAUCUUUUGUCAGUAUAUACAAAGGUACAAGCUGCUUCCUGCGCUGGGUACGGAACCUAGAUGAUGAGCUUCACGCGCUUGUAGCUGGGUGUCUAGCUGGAAUUUCUAUGAUGUUCUACAAAAGUACUACUAUCUCUAUGUAUCUGGCAUCCAAACUAGUAGAGACAAUAUACUUCAAAGGCAUUGAAGCAGGGAAGGUUCCCUAUUUUCCUCAUGCAGACAGCGUCAUCUAUGCCAUUUCUACAUCAAUAUGCUUUCAGGCAGCUGUCAUGGAAGUUCAGAACCUGAGACCUUCAUACUGGAAAUUCCUUUUACGACUAACAAAGGGCAGGUUUGCUUUGAUGAACAGGAAAGUUUUGGAUGUAUUCGGUACUGAAGCAUCCAGGAACUUCAAGGAUUUCACACCUAAGCUUGACCCAAGAUACACUGUUGUACCACCAGAGCUACCUCUGGAGCUGUCAUGAAAAUUAUAGUAUACCUUGUCAUUGAAUGUGACCAGCGUUUUGUCCUGAAAAGUUGAAUAACUUAACAGUAAUGUAUAUGGAGGAGGGCUUUGGCUCCACUUCAGUGUUAUUUCAAUGAGAAAUGCUUUUUACCAAUCAAAAGUACUGGAGCUUUGUAGGAAGGUGUGGCUUAGUGAUUAAGCCUCUUCCACGUACAGAACUGAUUUCUGAGUUACUGUAGUUGGCUGACAACAUGGUAGAUUCCUGAAUGAAUUAAACAAAUGAGUAAUAUAUUUAGAGAAGUAAAACAUACAUAAAACUCAAAUAUGCAUCAUGAUUUCAAGAAUUUUAUUCAUACCAGUAGAAUACUUGGUAAAACCGAAACUAAUUUUGAAAUUAGAAGGGAAAAUGUAUGGCAUGGGUUAAGUCCAGAAUUUCACCUGAUCUUAAACCUAUUGCAGUCUGGCGAAAACGUCUCCUUGGCUUUCCCAAUUGAUCGCUGUUUUAUCUCAAAAGAGCCACUGCCCACUCAUUAUUUAAAAGGACAAUAUUUUUACAGAGCUGUGGUUGCAAAGUGAGGCAUUCCUUAGUGAAAGAAAAAAAAGUGCUUUAGUGCAGAAAUCACAUUCCAGGGCUGUAAAUCCCAGUGACGAUACAGAAAACAGACAAGGAAAAUAAAAAGGCAAUACCAGCGACUUGUGCGUAAGGAACAGCAGGGUGUGGUGGUUUGCAUUUGCCAAGUGGAAAAUGACAAAACAGGCAGGGGAAGGAAUGAAAUGUUUCAGCCUCCGAGAUGGUACUGGAAACAGCAGUUACAAAAAUAAAAAGCCGAGAACAAAACAAAACAAAAUCCUCCAAAAUAUACUAAAAUUAAAUGUUUAUUUUUAAAGGCCUCAACAUUGUCCCUUUAGAUGGCAUUGGCUUGUUUGUCAAGCAGCAUGCCAGCCAGCAUUUCCAGUGGCCUUUCGAAGGGAACUGACCUCUGAGGUUACAUUGUUUUGAUGAUCAUAUUGAUAGUGUUUUGUCCUUAUAUUUGGUGAAGAAUGGCUUUCUACUGCCCAUCACACAGCCGUAACUAUGACAGUUACAUUAAAUCUGAUACUGAACCCAAUGCAAGUAAACACCUAUUCAAAUUCCAUCUCAUUUUUAUCCUACGUAUUUCUACAUAUACUAAUUUGUGUUCUAAAGCAAGACCUUUACAUGCUAAUUACCUUUUUGUCUUUUUCUUUCCUAGACUCCAUUCAUGUGAAUGGUGUUUGUUGCUCUAGAACUUAAUGGAAAGUUGAACUAUGUUUGCAUUCAACUGAAAAGACAUGUGGUAAGCCAGGGAGUAAAAGCUAAACUAUGUUGCACGUAUUUUAAGAAGAAAAAAAGAAGAAGAAAUCAAUGUUUCUGCUGAAAGUCUUUGUCAGAUAAUAUGAACUGGAUUAAUUAUUAGAACCUUUGUCUUGUAACGCUGUAAUCCUACCCCAGAAUUACGCAUAAUUCUCAUUAAUUUCAUAUUACUGAACAAAAAGUCAUUUUAUUGAAUUUACAGAGAUGUCAGGCAAAUUGUACCAGUCUGAGCUUCUUCAUCAGCUGUUGUAUCAGUGAUUCUCUAUCACUGUUUCUUUAAAGCAGCAGUUGUCUGAGUUAGUGUGAAUACAAUUCUGCACGCCAGUUAAUAAGCAAUAUUUUACUGCUGGAAAUAUUAUUUUAAAAUUCCUCAGAAGGAAAUAAAACCUAAUUCAACAAGAAGUUUAAAAGGAUUGUAAUAGGUUUGUAGUGUUUUUCCACUGGAAUAUGGUCUAAAGUAUUUGACCGUGUAAAAUCUGAGAAGUUAUAUAUUUUAGGUAACACGUUAGAACUCACACUCUAUCUUAUGAAUGCUUUCUGGUAUAUAUAACUAUAUGCUGUUCUCAAACUUCAAAAUAUUUUAUAAAUGGAUUAAUUUUCUUCACUGGAAUGAUAAUUGUGAUUGUUUCUCUAUUUGAGUUUAAAAAAAUAAAAAUCCAAGUCCUACAUCUCAGCAGCUAAAAGUUUUGUCUUAAGUUUUCUUGCUUCCAAAAUUCAGUCCUUGUUUUAUUUUCAUGUAAUAUAAGAAACAAAAUAAAUUAUUUUUAUUCAAAUCAAAUAUAUGUAAGAAAAAAAAAAAAAAAGUAAAGUCCUAAUGUUUUUCCCAAUAAUAAAGAGUUGCUGCUUGAAAAAAA
Molecule: messenger RNA, 3584 nt
Organism: Lagopus leucura (white-tailed ptarmigan)
Lineage: Eukaryota; Metazoa; Chordata; Aves; Galliformes; Phasianidae
Gene: TMEM135
Product: transmembrane protein 135
Exons: 15
Coding region: 40-1416 (458 amino acids)
Source: RefSeq, a predicted model, not a curated record